AUGACUGUUGCCACUCAAGACAGCGCCAAUUCUCCUGGCGGACUCCACGAUGGGGCACACACAGGAUGGCUUCAUCAUUUGAAGUUCCACCACAUUUCUCAGAGUUUUUCCCAAGUCGGACGCAUCGUUACCACGAUACACAAGCCCCUUCCUGAGCCAGACGACCAUUUAAACCACAUUCCUCUCACUUUCAUUUCGAUUUCCCCCGAGUGUUCACAGCGUCGCUGGUUCAAGCCCAAAGAGCUAAAGCCUCCCGGCCAGCUUGGAGUUCCCGCUUUUGAUGACGGUCCAGAGCCCGUGCACUCGCAUGAUGCCCCAGAGACAAGUCCAGUACACGACAGCGCUGAGCACAAGCUAGAAGAGCUAAGGCCGGGAGACCUUAGUGACGAGAAUCCAUUCAUUUUCGAACGCGAAGCCGAUCACGUUCUCCAGUACCAAGUUGCGCGCACGGCAAAAGCCUUGGUAUAG
Molecule: messenger RNA, 468 nt
Organism: Cantharellus anzutake
Lineage: Eukaryota; Fungi; Basidiomycota; Agaricomycetes; Cantharellales; Hydnaceae
Exons: 1
Coding region: 1-468 (155 amino acids)
Source: RefSeq, a predicted model, not a curated record